AUGGAUUUAAUGAACUGGGUCUUCUGUCCAUAUUUGGAUCAAUUCGUGAUUGUAUUUAUCCAUGAUAUUCUCAUCUAUUCGAGAUCAGAAUCAGAGCACGAGCAGCAUCUAUGUUUGGCUUUGCAGACUUUGAGGGAGCAUCAGCUAUAUGCUAAGUUCAGGAAGUGUGAGUUUUGGAUUUCUGAGGUCAGGUUUCUUGGCCAUAUUGUCAGCAGAGAGGGCAUAGUAGUGGACCUAGCUCAGGUUUUAGCAGUGCUUGAUUGCGAACCGUCGAAGUCGGUUAUCGAGAUUCGUAGCUUUUUGGGGUUAGCUGGCUAUUAUAGGAAGUUCAUUCAGGACUUCUCGAAGAUUACGAUGCCACUUACAUGUCUUACGAAGAAUGGUGUACAGUUUACUUGGAGCACGGAGUGCCAGAAGGCCUUUGAUACCUUAAAGGCUAAGUUAACUACGGCGCCAGUCCUUACUAUUCCGAGCAGUGACAGGACAUUUGUCGUAUACACGGAUGCGUCGUUAGCAGAUCACCAUGUCGCAUAUCCCGAGAGGUCAAUCCCCUACUGCGUCGGCUGA
Messenger RNA from Asparagus officinalis (garden asparagus), 567 nucleotides. RefSeq lists its product as uncharacterized. Lineage: Eukaryota; Viridiplantae; Streptophyta; Magnoliopsida; Asparagales; Asparagaceae. The transcript has 2 exons. Bases 1 to 567 code for a protein of 188 amino acids. The record is from RefSeq and is a predicted model, not a curated record.